UCUGACGUCCUCCGUCCUGUCCCUGGUAUGCUUGCCUCUGGAUCGCUCGUGCGCCUCUCCUCCUGCGCCGUCGUCACGGUCCUGCGCGCUGAGCUGCUGCCGGGUGGCUCUGUCAUCCUCGCAGACCCGCACGGCGCCGGGAAUCUCCGCGUGCGACCGAACGGCACCAUCGACACGCAGGGCGGCCGCGGUGGCUGGGCACGCUUCUGGGUCGACCGCGAGCCGGACGGCGACGAGAACUCGAUCCGGCUGCUGAACGUCGGCCACCAUGAGCAACGCGGCAACGACGUCUUCCUAGCGGCGUCCAUCGUCCCUGCAGAUCAGUGCCCCGCGGCGAGCGCUCCGGUCCCGGACGCGGCGAGCGCUCCGGUCCCGGAGCCGCCCGCGGUGCUGCUCUCCGACGAGGAGAAGGCAGCGUUCGUGCGGCAUGGGUACCUCGUGCUGCGCGGCGUGGUUGGGCGCGAGCUGGUCGACGCGGCGCUGCGCGCCAUCAACAACCAGCUCGGACAGGGCAGCGCCGCAUGGGAGCCGGACGAGGACGGAAAGGAGAAGCUUGCGGGCGAGGUCGGGUCGAAGCGAUCGUCGGCGAUCCUCAACUUGCUUCACGCGAGCCCCGCGCGCGGCAUCGCUGAGCAGCUCCUCGACGGCCAGCUCAGCCAGCAGGUGGGCGGCCAGAUCGCGCUGCGCUUCCCGCUGCCCGAAGACAAGAUUGGCCGGCCGCCGAAGGGCAUGACGCGUCCACGACACGUCCAUGACACGCCUAGGCCGCCGAAGGGCAACGACCAGUGGCAUAUUGACGGGAUGAAGAAGAACGGCCACAUGUCGCCCUUUCAGCUGCUGCUCGGCGUCGCGCUCUCCUCGCAGAGAGACGACGACUGCGGCAACCUGUGCGUCUGGCCGACGCAGCACGCCGCCGUCGCCGAGGCGGUGCAGCGGGCACAGGCGGCGCCGCCGGGCGCCUCCUCUCCCGAAGACGAGUGGCGCGGGCAGCGGCCCACGCUUCCGGCGGAGGGGGCGACGCAGGUGCGACUCGAGCCUGGCGAUGUUGUGCUCGCGCACCAGAAGCUGCCGCACAGUGUCGGGCUCAACCGUUCGCCGCACAUCCGGUACCAGGUCUACUUUCGGCUGAGCAGCCGCGAGUACAAGCCCGCAAAGGCGGCGGAGCGGGGCCUAUGGGACAACUGGCGAGUGGGUGCAGAGUAGUCGAGAAUAGGCUGGGCCGCUCGUGUUGUGUGUGGGUUCCGUUGGGGUGGGGCGUGCGCGGGGGUGACGCGCUGAGAGACCGGCGACGACGGACGGCGUGCCGCAGUGGCGGCAGGGCGGUGCAAAAGAGUAGAGAUUUACUUUCAAAAGGCUUUACCGUAA
Molecule: messenger RNA, 1365 nt
Organism: Emiliania huxleyi CCMP1516
Lineage: Eukaryota; Haptophyta; Isochrysidales; Noelaerhabdaceae
Exons: 7
Coding region: 28-1203 (391 amino acids)
Source: RefSeq, a predicted model, not a curated record